Messenger RNA from Lucilia cuprina (Australian sheep blowfly), 8234 nucleotides. RefSeq names its product mucin-4 (gene px). The record is from RefSeq and is a predicted model, not a curated record. The transcript is spliced from 15 exons. NCBI's taxonomy places the organism in Eukaryota, Metazoa, Arthropoda, Insecta, Diptera, Calliphoridae. The coding region runs from base 716 to 6526 and encodes 1936 amino acids.
GCUUCGGAUCUCUAUUCUCUUUGUUGUUCCAUAAUUCCGAUGGAAACUUAAACAGAAUUUGUGUCCAAUAAAAAGAAAUAAAUUAACAAUCAAAUACAGUAAAAUUUUAUACAUUGUAAUUUAGUUAAAUUACGUAAACCAUUUUCAAGCGUAAUCUGUCAAAAUUAGAACUCUCCAUUCAUUCAUUGUUGUUCGUUUUUACUGCUCUCCCUUUUUUGUUUAUUUUACAUUAUAUGUGUACAUACCUACAUAUGUAUGGUAUGUACAUUGUAUGUAAGUAAAUGCAACGAGACAGCAACUACAUCAAAUGUGAUUGACUCUCCGGGUGGGAUUUUGUGCAACUAUAUGUAAUUUUAUUAAAAAAUAUUUAAAGCUUUUUUGUGCUAAAUGAAUAACUAAAAGUAAAAAAUAAAAAUUAUAAUAAUUAAACUUCCAAUGAGAAUAUUUAUGACGAAGUUCUUAAAUCUAAAUCACAAUAAUAUUCUUUCAACUAAUGAUACAUACGAAAAUGCAUAUAGACAACAACAACAACAAUAAUACUACAUCAUAAUAAAAAAGUAAAAUUGAAUACAAAAAAUGGAAUAAAAUAAAAAUAACAACAAAAAAGUGCCUCAAUGUAUUGUACACGAAGAUUAGGAAAACAAGAAACAAUUUUCUCUUUAUGUCAGGAUAUAUAAAUUUUUGAAAGACGAAUAUAAAUUACAGCCGCACAAGAAUGGAAAAGGCCAAAGCAUAUAUAAAAAAUGAAUUAAAAAGUGCUAAUUCACAACAACUACAACAAUCGCAGCAGCAGCAUACUGAACAUUCAGUGGCAUCACUGGCACGUCCAACAUCAGCAAAUCAACAACAGCCGCCGCAGCAACAAUUUAACUUAAAUCAAUCUCAAUAUUUUCAACAUUCGCCACAUGGAGGCAUUAGGCAAGCUUCACCGCAACCCGUUCAAUUACGCCAGCAGACAGCAAGUACGGAUGGACAAGAUUUGAUUCCGUUGUGUUAUGUUUGCGGUGGUCAGGGUGGCUACGAACCAAUUAGGAUUAGGCCCAACUAUGACAGACCGUCCGAAUCGUACUUUCCAUUUUUGGAAAGACAUGAACCACCUGUGGGUGUACAGCAGGUGACAUCCAGUCAAAUGUACGUUAUGGCCUGUAACCUCUGUUAUCGUUCCCUUAAUGAACAAUGGGACGCAUACGAAAGGGAGAAAAAACCACAUAUACAACGAAUUUAUCAUAUGAAAAGGAUUGAUAACAAACCUUAUAUAGGCGCUGAUAUUGCAACACAAGGGGAAUAUGCCGCCCAGAUGUUAGGAUUAAGUGCAGAGCAUCUUGCUCAAUCUAGUAUGGGAUCAGAUAGUCAGCAAUAUUCCUCCCAAGUAUCAUACGGAUAUCAAAGAACUUCACGUGACCCUUCUAAUUACCGAAACGAAGCGCCUUAUCUUGUACAUCCUACAUCCUCCCAUCAACAGACGCACUCCGUACAGGGGGCCACUUCUAGAAAUUCGUCACCAUCUCCUGCACCGAAUAUGUCUCAAGAUUAUUAUGCAAGAAAUUCUCCCAUGUCAACAACGAGGAAUCCAAGUGAGAGACCACACUCUUUAAGCAGACCACAAUCCCGAGAAGGUGGUAAUCAUCAAAUAACUUCACCUUCCUCGAGACCGUCAAGUGUUCAGGGCAGUGCCUAUGAAACACUUAAUAUUAAACCAUCAUCCUAUGCCCAUCAUAAGCUUAAAUUAGGUCAACUCUCUUAUUCAAACUCGGUCAUACAUAACACAUAUGCCAAUGCACAACAACAACUUUCGACAGCGCAUUAUCCCUCACACAACUUUCAAAUGGAUCAUAUAGCUUCACAGCAGCAAUUGCAACAGCCAAGCCAUAAUUUUCAAAUAUUUAAACAAAACACUGCAAUGUCACCUAGUGACUCUCCGGCAGCUGCCCCACAAAGAACACCUUUGUCUAGUCCAUUCGGUGCAGACUACUUAGCGUCUCGCGAAACAGAAGAUGUCUUAGAUUUGCGUAAUACGUCAAAUAUAAGAUCGUCCAUGACACCAAAAACGCCUACUCCAAUUGCUACACCAACUCCUAUCAACUCUACAGUUCCCUCAACUUCGCAGGUGAACAGUAACCAAUCAAGUACGUCUAUGGAAGUUGGAAUAUUAGAUCUUUCCAUGCCUGACAAGAACUCGACCACAGAAGUCUGCUACGCCUGUGGUGAUGAACAGAGGCGGGGCAGCUUGAUAGAAAUCAGUACCCUUAAAUCAAAGGAUGAUAAAAUAGAUCGUCCAUAUUUUCCAAUUUUCUACGACAUGCAUCCACGACCGGCCCGUUCACGACCCAUGGAUCCCAGAGGUAUGAUACAGGCCUGUAACUUGUGUUAUGAACAUUUAAUAAAACAAUGGCAUCAUUACAAGACUAAUCAAAUUCCGGAGAAUGAACGUAAUUACUAUUUACGUAAAAAACCAGCAUCAGCAGUGGAACGUGCAAAGUUUGUUUGCUAUACAUGUGGUGUCGAUACACCAUCAUCACAAUUAAGACUUGUUUAUUGUUGUCCUAAUGCAGAACGAGAACCAUACUAUCCAUUUAUACAAACAAUGACAGCUUACAAAAAUGCAAGUCCAAUAAGUCCCCAAGGAAUGGUGCAAAUUUGCUUUACUUGCUAUGAAAAACACUCUAGUCGCGCAGAGGGAAUUCAACAUUCAUCAUUAGUUGCUUCGUCUGCAGAAAAGCCAUCUGAAAAUAAUUCCAAUCAUUCGUCCACGCAUCAGCCACGAGAUAUAAAAACGUUAAGAAACAAUGAUUCACGACCAACAACACCCACACUUCAAGUGGGAGGAACACAACAACAACAACUGCAGCCUCAAAUUGAAAAUGGACAUGGACAAUAUCCAUGUUACAUAUGCAAAACUUUAUGCGCUUCCAAUAAAAUGGAGUGGUUAUCCACAAGUGCUGAGCACAUGAAUUCCCACGCUAUGCAUUUUCCUUGUCUUAAAGGCAACACAAGUUCGAAUUCAAAUAAUAGUAAUAAUAAUGGACGUGAUAACAAUAUAAGCAGUAGCAGCGGGCCUGCCGUUAAUAAUGAUCCAAAUGGCAAUAGAGUGUUGGCGUGUAAAGAUUGUGUGAAUCAUUUGGCGCGCCAGUGGGAGUCUAUGGAUGCAGAGAGAGUACCAUUAGAACAUAGAAGAUACGACAUUCCUUCUCCAGUCAUUACCUCUUCAUCACCAAAUGGCUCAAGGCAUGGAGGUUUGAGUAUUAAUACCCCGCCAUCUACACCAUCGGUUUCUUCAACACCAGCUACGUCCACAUCAAUUUAUUGUUUUUUAUGUGGUUUACAUUCAGAUUUAACCUUGGCUAGAGUUUUAUAUGCCAGUAAAGAGGGCUCGAGACCAUAUUUUCCUUUUUUACUAAAACACAGUUCCUUGCCAAAAGCUGAGCAGUUACGACCAGAUUAUUCAGCCUAUGUUUGUACCUUUUGCUAUCAUUCCCUACUGAAACAGUGGCGAAAAUUUGAAUCGCAAAAUCCUUCAAUAAAUGCAGUAGAUCGGAAAUAUAAUUGGCACGAUUAUAUUUGUCAUUUGUGUGGCAUAACCACUUAUAGAAAAAGGGUUAGAGCUUUGCCUGUUAAUGAAUUUCCAUUUGUAAAAAAUCGAAAAAGUGAAGAUGGCCUGUUAUUAGAAAAUGGCGAAUAUGCCGUUGUCUGUUUAGAUUGUUAUGAAUCUUUAAGGCAACAAGCUUCACAACAUGAUCGUUUUGGUGUACCAAUAUCUAAACGUGCAUAUAAUUGGGUUCCACAGCCACCACCACCAGAAGAUAGUCCAGAUGUGGCAGUCGCGCGUUUACCUUGUGGCGAACGUUCAGACAGAGUUCCAAUUAACACUGCCAUGAGACCAGUUGCCUCAGCUAAAAAGAAUAGUUCACCCAAACUAUAUGACAAGUCUAGAGAUGUGCCACCUAAAACCACCCAGAAACGACCAGCUACUAGCCCAGCUCCUGUAGUGCCCACACCGCACCACUUACAAUCUCCGUCAACGCCAUCAGUCUCAGCUGGCAAUGCGACAAAUGUUGCACAAUCACAGUCAUCCGCAGCAAAUAUAAAUCAUAAUUUAGCUAGCAAUCACCUUGGAGCUCAUUCACCUUCUUUGACCCAACAACAACAACAUCAGGCACAUCAACAUGCUGUUGCUGCGGCUGCAGCUGCUGUGCAAGUUCAGCAGCAAUUGGCAAGUGUGCCAGGAUCUUUAAAUAGCGCUGCAUCGCAAGCUCGUGGACCUUUUGCAUCAGCGUUACGGAAUCUUGCGAAGCAAGCAGAUAUUAAGGAGGAAGAGGAGGUUUCUUCACGAGAGAGAAGCGAACGUAACGCAGCACCAGCUGUAGCAGCCCCCAGUCUAGGUGGAACUAGUACGAACGUUUCAAUUUCUUCAAAUCCAAAUAUUAAUAGUAGAACUUCAAUUUCAAAUGAACGAAUUGGAAGUUCAUCGUUGCCGCAGACUGUAACUAAUGAUGAUCGUUCAUCAGUAGCUAAAAAGCGUUCAGCACCCUCACCACAGCCAGCUGAGAAGAUAGCUCGUCUUAAUUCCCAAACCAGUUCUGGUAUACAACCAGAGUUAUUGGCUAGAAGUGGAUUCCAACCAUACCGGUCAGAUGAAAGACUAAUACAUCCUGCUGGUGCUUUUCCUUUGGACGCUUAUUCUCCAUUUGCAGGAAUAACAGGCAUGCCACCAGGCGCCUUCUUAAAUCCAGCUGGUCUACCUUACACAGAUCAAAUGUAUUUGGACCAGCGUUUUCAAUUACUAAGAGCAGCAGGUGCACAUCCUUCCCAUCCUCAUGCUGCUCUGUAUCCUCCAAUGGCAUCCCCGUACGCUUCUCAUUUGUAUUCUAUGAUUCCUAGUGCUGCUUUGGGACUUGGUCCUAGUUUACAUGACCGUAUAAAAUUAGAGGAAGAGCAUAGAGCUCGGAUAGCUCGAGAGGAGGAACGCGAACGAGAGAUUCAACGAGAAAAAGAAAGAGAAAUUCGCGAAUUGCGAGAGCAGAGGGAAAGAGAACAGCGCGAAAAGGAGCAAAGGGAACGUGAGCAGCGGGAAAAAGAACAAAGAGAAAAGGAGCUGAAGGAAAAAGAGGCAAGAGAAAGAGAAAUGCGCGAGAAAGAGAGGGAGGCUAGAGAAAGAGAACGCCAACAAUUAAUAUCUGCUUCACAUCACUAUUCGAAUCCCUUGUAUCCACUGGGCAGAAAUAUUCUUGGAUCUAUGAUACCACAUUUGAAUUUAGGACUGCGAGCACCUCCUUCAGGACUUCAGGCCUGCAUCUCAACCAUGUCUCCCUAUCAUGUAACUAACCAAAGACAAAGUCCUCAUGGGGCAAUGGGUUUAAACUUAGGUUUGCCCGGAUUACCCGGAGUCUCUCCACUAUCCCACGUGCCCUCUAAUAUGCCGCAUCAUCUGCAACAAGCUGCACUGGGUCUAACUCAUCCCGGAUUCUCAGCUGCAGCUUUAGGUUUAGCCCACCACAGUAUGAACUUGACCCAUCCACAUAUGUCUCCACAUCAUCCUACGAUAACGUCCACCCAUCAACUGGCACCUCACUCUACUGCAAUGCUCACAACUUCCGCAGGAUCUUCUCCACAUGGGAACCUAAACGUUGUUAGUUCGAGCACUUCAAUAUCAGCCAGACAGUCAGAGUCAAAUAUGAUAACUUCUUCAGCUCCUACCGUUCAGGCUAGCGGAAGUAUAGUCCAACCAACGACAUCGUUAUCCACUCAUAUGUCUCCAAUGAGUAGUUCACUAUACUACAGUCAUCACCCCAGUCAUUUAGCAGCCAUGCAUGCAGCAGCCACAGGUUCUUUGUCAGCAGCAUCAAAUCAAAAUAGCGCAUCAUUGCAGAUUCCAAUGUCAGGAUCCGUAAACCCAUUGUCAUUUUCCAGUGCCGUUAUGCCGGGAAAAAUAACAACAUCCACAGCAGUGUCAUCCGGCAGUGCCCAAAAUGGAAGCCUUAACAAUAGAACAUCACAUAGCCCACACGCUAUGCGGCACCACAUAGCAAAUGUCGUACCACAAGCAACAGCAAUGGAUAAGCCGAAUUCAACGAGCAUCUCUAACUCUAUACACGAACCAACAACAUUGGACUUAACUGGAUCUAAUUCAAAUUCAAGCAAUCAUGCCCCUUCAACUGUCAGCAAUACGGAAUCGGUGCGAGCUACAAAUCUUCAAAUACCUUCAAACGAAGUAAACGGAGUAGAUAACAGCAACGAUGCCGCAAAAGAGCAGGAGGAUUCUUCAAAGGCAGAGAUGCAUUUAAAUGAAAAGAAACCACCGUCUUCACCAACAACGACAACGGCCAUAACCAACACACCAUGCAGUGGCAACAAAGAAUUGUCAGAAGCUGAUCAGCAACCUAGUCCUAGUACAACUGAUGUAAAAAACCGCCGGCACAGCAGCCCCGGCCAAGAUACUGAACCUAAACAUGCGAUGAUUACGGUGAACAAUUUCUCCAGCAGUAAUGCUAACAGCAUCGUCACCACGGAAGAUACAUCCACCUUAUGACAUCAUCUAUUCAAAAAUAUAAAUAAUUAGUCGAAAUAAGAAAAUAAUAAAGAAAUAAAUUGUACAGAUAUUAAGAAUUCCACACGUACUACAUACAUAUACAUAUUUUCACUUAAUACAUUUAAAAGAAAAUAGCAACUAACAUAAUUUAUUGUUUUGUUUGAUCUACGGUACAGUUCUGUAAACUGAAAUUUGAUCAGAAAUACAUUUUUUUUAAUUUCGACUGUUUGAAUUUUUUAAUAAAAAUACCCAGCAAAAAUUGUAUUAGUUCAUGACCAAUAAUAUUUGUUUGAAAUUGUCACCUUCAGAACUGGUUUUGAGGAAAAGUUAUGAAUUCAAGGCACAUUAUUUGGAACGGUUCUGGAACUAGUUCUUAAAUCAAUGAUUUUUGUUCAAAAUUGCGAAAAUUUUGCUGGGUAUAGUUAUUUUUUUAAUGUAUUGAAUGGUUGAAUAUCACAGAUCUCACAACAAUCUUUAAGGAGCUCAUAUUGACUUAGUUGUUUGAAUUGUGUGUAUUUAUAAUAAUUAUGAUUUUUGUUCGAAAUUGUCAAAUUUGUACUGGGUAUAGGUUUUAUUCUUUUUAAAUGUAUUCAAUGGUUGAAUAUCACAGAUCUCGCAACAAUCUUUAAGGAGCUCAUAUUGAUUUAGUUGGUUUGAAUUGUGUGUAUUUAUAAUAAAUAUACUUGAUUUCGAAAAGUUUCAUUUUAACAAUUUCGUUUUUACAGAACAUGACCGAAUUCAAGUUUAAAGUAGUUCAGGACUUUGUUGUGUACAUAAAUAAUUGUUUUUUUUUAUUUCAGUUUAUGAUGGCAUUACAUAUGUACAUAUAUUUUUAAUCUUACAAGAUAAUCCACAUACCUACAUAGAUACAUACAUAUAAUAUAUGAAUGUUUUACUCGUAUCCUACAAUUUAUUUAAAAAUUAUUUUAAACCAAUAGUAAAAACAGUUAAGAAUAUUCACAUAAAUUUUAAUAAUUAAAAAAAAUACAUACACAUAUACAUACAUAGAUGUAUGUGCAUCCUAAAUAACUAUCAAAAUAUAUGUAAAUCAUUCACUUGGCCUUUUUUUUGAAAAAUUAAAUUGUACUAAAACUGUAAUUAUGACUAAAAAUGCCUUUUUUAAUGUACUUAUGUAUUUGUCAAUCAUAAUAUUCGGAUUGUGACAAUUGGAUGCCAAUAUUUUUUGUUUUUUUGGAACUAAUAUUAAAAGUACAUGAGCAAGGAGAAAAGCGCUACUCUUCACAUCCGAAAAAUAUGGAUUUUAAUUGUGUGUUAUAGGACUUUCUUAAUCAAAAAUAUUUUUAUUAAAAAACUUACUCUUUAAAUUAAAUUAAACAUUAGAUUUAAAAAAAUUGCAAGGAAAUAUUAAACACAUUUCAAUGCUAUUUUAAAAACUUUCACUUCUGGAAUGCAGUUAUGCACUUCUCACGUAUUCAAUACUCUAUUCAAUAAUUCUUAUAUACAUUCGCAGUAUAAAGGAACAAUUAUCUUCUGUAAAAAUAAUUUAAAACUAUUUACAGGUUUAAAGCAAGAAAAAAUAUUUUAAAGAUCCAAAUGUAAUUCGGUCUUCAACAUACAUCUACAACUACAUACAUUAAAUGGCAUUAAUAAGAAGAAUAUUAACAAAUAUUUUAGGUUAAAUAAAUUAAAUGUGAUUUAAAGAUUGAAAGAAGAUUAUAAAUUGAAUAAAAUAUUAAUAAGUAUUUGA